GUAGAACGAACUACAAUGGCAUUCAAAUUCAUUAAUUUUGCUGGACUUUUGGCGAUCGCCAACGCUGGAUUACUUCCAGUCUACCACGGCUACGCUGAGUCUCACUACGUCCAACAAGCUCCAUUGGUCUACUCAGCUCCGGUAGUCUCACACACCGUGGUGAAGCCAAUUGACUACGAAUUCGACCACCACCCCCAAUACAGCUUCAACUACGGUGUUCAAGAUCCCCACACUGGUGACUCCAAAUCUCAACAUGAAGUGAGAGACGGUGAUGUCGUCAAGGGAAGCUACAGCCUCAUUGAAGCCGAUGGUACCAAAAGAAUUGUCGAAUACACCGCUGAUGAUCACCACGGAUUCAACGCUAUUGUCCACAAAAAACCAGCCCACUACGCCGUUAAAACUGUUGCUCCAGUUGUACACGCUCCAGUAGUACACACUCCAGUAGUUCAAGCUCCAGUGUACGCACCUCUCGCAUACAAACCAUACAACAGCUACUCCAACUACAACAGACACUCUGCCUACAACUACAACUUGGUAGUUGUAAGUAGAGUGGCCGUAGUAGUUGGAGUAGCUAUUGUAUGGUUUGUAUGCAAGAGGUGCGUUGUAGCUGUUGUAUGGUUUGUAUGCGACGGGUGCGUACACUGGAGCUUGAACUACUGGAGUGUGUACAACUGGAGCGUGUACAACUGGAGCAACAGUUUUAACGGCGUAGUGGGCUGGUUCUUUGUGGACAACAGCGUUGAAUCCGUAGUGGUCAUCGGCGGUAUAUUCGACAAUUCUUUUGGUACCAUCGGCUUCAAUCAGGCUGUAGCUUCCCUUGACGACAUCACCGUCUCUCACUUCGUGUUGAGAUUUAGAGUCACCAGUGUGGGGAUCUUGGAGACCGUAGUUGAAGCUUUCGCACAGAAAUUUUUGGAGUAUAAAAGCCGAGAAAAUAUAUUUCAAAUUAUCAUUCAACCAACAACGGUAAAACGAACUACAAUGGCAUUCAAAUUCAUUACUUUUGCUGGACUUUUGGCGAUCGCCAACGCUGGAUUACUUCCAGUCCACCACGGCUACGCUGCGUCUCACUACGUCCAACAAGCUCCAUUGGUCUACUCAGCUCCGGUAGUUUCACACACCGUGGUGAAGCCAAUUGACGAGAAAUUUGACCACCACCCCCAAUAUAGCUUCAAUUACGGUGUCCAAGAUCCCCACACUGGUGACUCCAAAUCUCAACACGAAGUGAGAGACGGUGAUGUCGUCAAGGGAAGCUACAGCCUCAUUGAAGCCGAUGGUACCAAAAGAAUUGUCGAAUACACUGCUGAUGACCACCACGGAUUCAACGCCGUUGUCCACAAAGAACCAGCCCACUACGCCGUUAAAACUGUUGCCCCAGUUGUCCACGCUCCAGUUGUACACACUCCAGUAGUUCAAGCUCCAGUGUACGCACCUCUCGCAUACAAAUCAUACAACAACUACAACGCACCCCUCGCAUACAAACCAUACAACAGCUACUCCAACUACUACGGCCACUCUGCUUACAACUACCAGUACUAAUUUUAAAUCGCCCAUUGCUGAUUUUAUUAAUGUGUAUUUUGUAGUAAAAAUGUUUGGACUUCUUGAAUAAAUAUAAUUCACUUUAAU
Molecule: messenger RNA, 1626 nt
Organism: Cotesia glomerata
Lineage: Eukaryota; Metazoa; Arthropoda; Insecta; Hymenoptera; Braconidae
Exons: 5
Coding region: 16-1539 (507 amino acids)
Cellular component (GO): extracellular matrix
Source: RefSeq, a predicted model, not a curated record